This is a messenger RNA of Lolium rigidum, 1427 nucleotides long. Its product is annotated as NAC domain-containing protein 7-like. Gene Ontology annotation, biological process: regulation of DNA-templated transcription. The transcript has 3 exons. Gene Ontology annotation, molecular function: DNA binding. The record is from RefSeq and is a predicted model, not a curated record. Lineage: Eukaryota; Viridiplantae; Streptophyta; Magnoliopsida; Poales; Poaceae. The coding region runs from base 1 to 1062 and encodes 353 amino acids.
AUGGACACUUUCUCCCAUGUUCCCCCAGGUUUCCGGUUUCAUCCGACUGACGAGGAGCUCGUCGAUUACUACCUGAGGAAGAAGGUGGCAUCGAAGAAGAUCGACCUUGACGUUAUUAAAGACGUCGAUCUGUACAAAAUCGAGCCAUGGGAUCUCCAAGACAAGUGCAAGAUUGGUAUGGAGGAGCAGAGCGACUGGUACUUCUUCAGCCACAAGGACAAGAAGUACCCGACGGGCACCCGCACCAACAGGGCAACAGGCGCCGGGUUCUGGAAGGCGACGGGGAGGGACAAGCCCAUCUACAUCAACAACUGCCUGGUCGGGAUGAGGAAGACACUCGUCUUCUACAAGGGCCGUGCGCCCAACGGCCAGAAGUCCGACUGGAUCAUGCACGAGUACCGCCUCGAGACGAAUGAGAACGGAGUCACACCCGAGGAAGGAUGGGUGGUCUGCCGGGUGUUCAAGAAGCGAGUGGCAAUGGUGAGAAGGAUGUCAGACAUUAGCUCACCUUGUUGGUUCGACGACAAUGGCACUGGCGGUGUGUUCAUGCCGGACCUUGAUUCACCGAGGCAACUAGGGUACCAGCACCACCAUUCCCAAAACUCAGCGGCGUACCACAGCCAGCAGCUGUACCACUGCAAGCCGGAGCUGGAGUACCACCACCUCCUGCUGCAGGAGGCCUUCCUGCAGCAGCUUCCUCACCUGGAAAGCCCCAAACCCCCAGCCUACAUCGGCCAUGGCAGCAGCAGCCUCCUGUCGCCGAACAGCAGUCUCUUUGUGCACGGUGGAGCAUCCAGGUCCACCGGGCAGCAACAGCCGAUGGAUCAAGCACUUUACAUGGCUGCCCCAGAUGGCGACACAUCAGCCACGGAUUGGAGGCUUCUCGACAAGUUUGUGGCGUCCCAGCUGUUCAACCAUGGCGAUACCAAUCAGAAGGACUCGGCCAGUUACUCCAAUCCAGCGGUGCAGGUGUUUCAGGCUGAGAACAAGCAUGAGGAGGACUUGGAUUACGCUUCCACGACUGCUGGCUCCAGCAGAGGCGAGGUGCAUCUGUGGAAAUAGCUUCCAAACACAAAACACUCAAUUGGAUACCAUAUACAAUUUAUACCACCCAGAUCUGAUCUAGUGUACAAAUAUAGCCGACCAUAUAUGUCAUGAUUUAUCAUGGUAUAUAUGCAUACAUAUACAUAAUAAAUAUAUAACCGAAGUGGUUAUGUAUUGUAUAUUAUUUGACAUCAGGUCUCCGGCCUGAUUUUAAUAAGGUAGCUGAAAGCCGAAGCCAAGGGGCUUCAGUGACUGACUUGACCAUUUUGUAAAAAUAGUCAAGCUGUUGAUGGACGUCUAUUUUGUCUAGUCCAUCAGUCAAAACGGCAGCUAUGGUCGCUGCAAAUGCCGAUGCAUCAACAAUGUUUAUCAACUCUACAGAU